This is a messenger RNA of Tripterygium wilfordii, 1977 nucleotides long. Its product is annotated as glucomannan 4-beta-mannosyltransferase 9-like. The transcript is spliced from 9 exons. Gene Ontology annotation, molecular function: mannan synthase activity. Gene Ontology annotation, cellular component: Golgi apparatus. The coding region runs from base 222 to 1847 and encodes 541 amino acids. Lineage: Eukaryota; Viridiplantae; Streptophyta; Magnoliopsida; Celastrales; Celastraceae. The record is from RefSeq and is a predicted model, not a curated record.
CAACUCUUCUGACAAAAAUCCAUCCAAGCUAGCUCACAUUGCCUAACCGUGAGUCACAAGCAAAAAUCACAUUACAGAUUCGUGUUCUUUUCGCAAAACCCACAUACACACUUCUUUAUUUAAAAACCAAAUCACAUAGAGUCCACAGAUAGAGGCUCUCUCAUUGUUAUUCUUCUUUUGUUAUCGAUCCCCGUUCCAGUUAGUAUUACUUCUGUUAGACAAUGGAACAGUUUUCUUCAUUUCAAGGGUACGGGGACGACGUUACAGGACAAUUGGGAUUGAUUUGGCAGCAACUGAAAGCACCGUUGAUCGUCCCGGUUUUGAGGUUGCUGGUAGUGUUGUGUCUGGCAAUGUCUGUGAUGCUUUUUUUUGAGAGGGUUUACAUGGGUGUUGUGAUAGUCUUUGUGAAGUUGUUUGGUCGAAAACCCGAAAAGAAGUACAAAUGGGAGACCAUCAAGGAUGAUGUUGAGUUAGGGAAUUCUGCUUAUCCAAUGGUGUUAGUGCAAAUUCCAAUGUACAAUGAAAGAGAGGUCUAUCAGCUAUCUAUUGGUGCUGCUUGUGGACUUUCGUGGCCGUCCGAUCGCAUCAUCGUUCAAGUUCUUGAUGAUUCAACAGACCCCACAAUCAAGGUAUUGGACAACUAUCUUACUUCAUUUGCAUCAAUCAUGAAAAAGAACUUGGUGGAGCUAGAAUGCCAGAGAUGGGCAAGUAAAGGCAUAAACAUUAAGUAUGAGAUUAGAGACAACAGAAAUGGGUACAAAGCAGGAGCUCUCAAGGAAGGCAUGAACCAUAGUUAUGUUAAACAAUGUGACUAUGUUGCCAUAUUUGAUGCUGAUUUCCAACCCGAACCCGAUUUUCUCUGGCGCACCAUUCCAUUUCUUGUCCAUAACCCGGAAAUCGCCCUUGUUCAAGCCCGCUGGAAAUUUGUUAAUGCAGAUGAAUGCUUAAUGACAAGAAUGCAAGAGAUGUCAUUGGAUUAUCAUUUCACAGUUGAGCAAGAAGUAGGGUCUGCAACCUAUGCCUUCUUUGGUUUCAAUGGAACUGCUGGUGUGUGGAGAAUUUCAGCGCUAAACGAGUCUGGUGGAUGGAAGGAUCGAACGACAGUGGAGGACAUGGAUUUGGCUGUCCGAGCUAGUCUCCGAGGCUGGAAAUUUGUAUACCUUGCUGACCUAAAGGUGAAGAAUGAAUUACCAAGUACAUUCAAGGCCUAUCGGUAUCAGCAGCACAGAUGGUCUUGUGGACCUGCAAAUCUGUUCAAGAAAAUGGCAAUGGAAAUAUUAAGAAACAAGAGAGUUUCCCUUCAGAAGAAAUUGUAUGUGAUAUGCAGUUUCUUCUUCGUCCGGAAGAUUGUGGCUCACAUAGUCACAUUUGUCUUCUAUUGUGUCGUUUUACCAGCAACCGUCUUCGUUCCAGAAGUCGAAGUCCCCAAAUGGGGAGCUGUCUAUAUUCCUUCUAUAAUCACUCUCCUGAAUGCAGUUGGAACUCCAAGGUCUCUCCAUUUAUUGGUCUUCUGGAUCCUAUUUGAGAAUGUGAUGUCAUUGCACAGGACUAAAGCAACAUUCAUAGGUUUGUUGGAGACGAGAAGGGUGAAUGAAUGGGUUGUCACUGAAAAAUUAGGAGAUGCUCUUAAGACAAAAUUAGGCGUAAAGGCUCCCAAAAAACUGCGCAUUCGGAUUGGAGAAAGGCUACAUUUGCUAGAGCUGGCUGCUGGGGCAUACCUCUUCUUCUGUGGAUGCUAUGAUCUUGCGUUCGGAAAUAACCGAUACUUCAUAUUCCUCUUCCUCCAAUCCAUGGCGUUUUUCAUCGCUGGCGUCGGUUAUGUUGGCACCUUUGUACCUAACGCCUAGCAGAAACCCAAUGCAAGAACUAUCAUAACAUUGUAUCAUUCAUCAUUAUAGAGGAAUUUUACUUUUGAACUCAGAUUUUGAAGCAAAGACUGGCUGGUCAUUCUUUGAUAAUGAGCAUCAAGGCUUCAGG